UCUAGCCUCAAAUUACGAGGGUCCUGCGCCUGACCCUUCCGAGUGGUGAUGGCUUGUUCGACGUUGGCCACUUGGCUCCACUCCUCUUCCUCCGUUAUCUCUCACUCUCUCCUUCCCUUCCUCUUUCGCCGCCGCCCUACUCUUCUUCCUUCUAAUCUCCGCCCCCUCAUGUCCACCCCCAACCGCCUCAGAAAUCCUCUAAUGGAGGUCCAUGCUCAGGCCAAGCGAGGCUUCUCUGUCAAAGAAGACGAAGUAGCUUCACCGGCUGAUCUGAGCUUUGAGGCACCUCUCAAAAUUGUGGAAUACCCAGACCCUAUACUAAGAACCAAGAAUAAGCGAAUUGAUACAUUUGAUGAUAAUUUGAAGAAAUUAGUUGAUGAGAUGUUCGAUGUAAUGUACAAAACUGAUGGCAUUGGUCUCUCAGCACCCCAAGUUGGAAUUAAUGUUCAACUUAUGGUGUUUAAUCCGGUUGGGGAACGCGGUGAAGGGGAGGAGAUUAUUCUUGUAAAUCCUAGAGUAAGCAAAUAUUCGAAAAAGGUGGUGCUCUUUAAUGAAGGGUGCUUAUCCUUUCCAGGGAUCUAUGCAGAUGUGGAGAGACCAGAGUCUGUAAAGAUUGAUGCAAGGGAUAUUACUGGUGCCAGAUUUGUUUUUAACUUGUCGGACCUUCCUGCACGUGUGUUUCAGCAUGAAUUUGAUCAUUUGCAGGGAAUUCUUUUCUGUGAUAGAAUGACUGAAGAAGUUCUUGACAAUAUUCGUGCAGAGCUACAGGCCUUGGAAAAGAAAUAUGAAGAUAAGACUGGAAAUCCAAGCCCAGAAAAUAUAGCUUCCAGACAAAGAAGGAAGGUGGCUGCCGGUUUUGGAAAAUCAUAAACUUAGAUAUAGGCUUCCAGGGAUGCAUCAGAUACACAGAUGGAAUACAAGUAUUUUGCGACUUUGCAGGUACCAUAGCCCAUAGAUGAUUGAUUAACAAGUUGUGACAAAUAUUUAUGUAUAUUUCUUAUCAUGCAUAAUGUCUUUGCAUGGGGCAUUGAAUCUGUAAAGUAAUGGCUUUUCUAAAAGUCAUUCCACAUUAAUAGUGUGAUGUGACCAUAGGUUUAAGCUGCUGUGGUUAUUGUAAAACAUGUUUUGUAGUUACUGUCAUUGAAUUUUCAAUCUGUGAGAAACAUAAACAAGGAAAUGUUUAUGAUAUAACCUUUGUUUCUGAGUUCUA
Molecule: messenger RNA, 1210 nt
Organism: Camellia sinensis
Lineage: Eukaryota; Viridiplantae; Streptophyta; Magnoliopsida; Ericales; Theaceae
Gene: PDF1B
Product: peptide deformylase 1B
Biological process (GO): peptidyl-methionine modification
Cellular component (GO): chloroplast
Molecular function (GO): peptide deformylase activity
Source: RefSeq, a predicted model, not a curated record